CCACAAAUCGCAUUCAACUCGACUGCCCUGCCCAGGAAGUCGAGUGUAUUUAGAGGGUAGUGGCUACCUGUCAACGAUGGUCUGACAAAUCAUUUUUGCUGGAAUACCAAGCCAGUUUGCCUAACUGUCUAACUAAGAAGCCACUUUGAGCCAAGGGCAAGUUGUGUGAGCAUAAUUUGAGGAUAAUUGUACACCUAAACGGAAGAUAAAAUGAGCAUAGUAUGCGCUGCAGUCCUACUCUCAAAAUGAAAGAACUGGCGCAUUCAGUCAUCUGGUCAGUACAGUACAGUCCUGGUCUGUUGUAUCAUGCCGCGUAAAUGUGCCUCGCCUGCUCGUUUGCUCUAAUGUCUUACAUCGGAAAUAGCACGACACGUCCGGAAGCGUGCCAUACACGCCACAAUCGUAUUCAACUCUACUGCCGUGCCCAGGAAGUCGAGCAAAUUAGAGUGUAAUAGGAUACCUGUCAACCGGUUGUCAGCAUCCAAUGUACCGGUUUCUCCCCUCGAAAUCGCUGCCUAGAAGUACGUAGAGUGAGAAAACCCGACGGAAGGAGUUAGUCUAACGCACUAACAACCUCUCGAUUUCGUCCUACCAUCAAUGCUAUGCUCGACGUGGCGAAAAUGGACACGCUCCCGCUCGCCUACUGCGGACGCCAGAAGAAGUCGCCGACGCCUCUCAAACGCUCGAAAUCGACUCGACGCUCGCAGAGUCUCGACGAGCCGCUCACGGCGUCGUUCAUGCGACGAUGGAGUCUGAGAAACAGACUGAAGGGCGGCCGGAGUGUCGACUCCAACAGAGAGAGGCACGAAAAAUCGCUCGGACGGACAGGAUUUAUGCCACCGUACUUGAAGGAGUCGCAGGAGUGGACGUUUCCGCGUGGGUCAAACGAGCUGCGGUUGAGUGUCGUUGGAAAUCCAAGCUCGGGCAAGACACUCGUGAUUCAUCGCUAUUUGAAUGGAUUGUCUCCGAAUUAUGAUUCGAGUAAGAUCGUCAAGUAUGAUCAGUUCAAGAGGGAUGUUAUUGUUGAUGGGAAGACUCGACUUCUGUUGAUUCGUGACAUCACUGGGACGCCGUCUCCUCAGGUCAUCAAAUGGACGGAUGCAUUUCUUCUCGUCUUCAAUGUGUGCGACGAAUCAAGCUUCCACAUGGCGCUAACCUACUACGACAAAAUCAGUCAAGAGAAACAAGUCCAAGACAUGCCCAUCAUACUCGUUGGCACACAAGAUGCCAUAACCGACUCGAAGCCGAGACGCGUGAGUUCAAUCGACGUCCGACGUGCGACGGCCGACAGCAAGGAACCUCUACAGUGUCCAUACAUGGAAGCUAACGCUAAACACGGAGUGAAUGUUGAUUACAUAUUUCGUGAAAUCUGUAGGAAAAUGGUACUGAUGAGGAACAACGCCAUGCAAAUGUUGUCACCCGUGAAGUCCGGUUCGCCGGGCGUGUCGUUGACGCGAUCGCUCGGCGGUGAGUUCCACAACAACUCGCCGCAGUCGAUUCGUAAGUCGAAGAGGAAGUCAGCAUUGUUUCCGUCGAGUAGUGGAUCAAAGAUUACCGGAUCGGGAGAGAAAGUGGCGGCUGUGUUUGGCAAAGGUCGAAGUGUUCCGAUUAAACAGGGAGACCUUUGGAAGAAGACUAAGAGUGGUCUCACUAAAGAGUGGAAGAAGAAGUUUGUGACGUUGACCGAAGGCAAACUGACGUACUAUCCUAGUCUACAGGACUACAGGCAUGACGUCCACGGCAAAGAAAUCGAUCUUCAACGCACAACAGUCAAAGUCCCACAAGUACGUCUCGUCACGACUCCAACUACCGAUGGUCAACACACAAAACCGAGCAAAUCCGCAUCAUCAACCGACAUACCAAACUACAUGGACUCACGACACGACGGAUCAGUCGAGAAAAUCGGCGAACUUGCGAUCGCCGCGGCAGCAAUGGCCCUGCAACGCGGCCUCGAACGCGACAUGUCAAAAUAUGAACAAUUCAACACCAAGAAGGUAUGGGGACACGAGACGGAAGGUGGCGGGUCACCUCCGGGUGGAUCUACACCACAGUUUCUUGGGUUACUCAAACGUAGCUCGGACCACAGUCUCCCGCACGCGAAGGAUGUAGAGUUACCGUAUCAAUCGUCGACGAUGCCACGUCUUCGUUCAGAGAAACAAUCGGAUGACGAUCUGGACGGGAGAAAACGGGCCGGUAGUAAUGAGAAUAUAUUUGGUGGUUCGCGAAUGUCGACAAUGAAGUCGGGGCUGGCGUACGCACGAGAGACAGGCAUCACACCAAAUAGCACGUCCGGGUCUGGGUUGAACAAGAAGGGUCACCGACGGCGACGGAGUUGGGGAGCGGCGAAAUCGUUGGAAGACGAGUUGUAUGUCGAGAGUUGUGAGUUCGAUAUCGUUUCGUUGGAUGGUAAAUCGUGGCAAUUUGAGGCGGCGAAUAGCGAGGAACUCGAGUCGUGGGUGAAGGCGAUACGACAGCAGAUUCAGGAGAGUUUGCAGAUGUCGACGAGCGAUAAAGCGAAAUUGCAUCCAGGCACGAGAGCCGUCGACAGGAACGAGAUCGAUAGAGUUCGAGAAAUCGAUGGAAACAAUUUUUGUGCCGACUGCAAUUCCCCGAAUCCUCAGUGGGUGUCCCUCAAUUUGGGCAUUGUUGUAUGUAUUAAUUGUUCGGGCAUCCAUCGAAAUCUGGGAACUCACUUGUCGAGAGUAAAGUCGUUGGAACUUGAUGAUUGGAGCCCUGAGCAGCUGGCUGCAGUGAUGGCUAUUGGAAAUUCGUUGUCACGUAGAGUGUACGAGGCUACUGCUUCUGCACAGGGUGUUGGGAGGCCAACAUACAGCUGUUUGAGAGACGAGAGAGAAGAGUGGAUAAGGGCAAAGUACGAUACAAAGGAUUUCUUAAAACCGUUGCCGUCAUCGGAGUUCACUAUCGGCCAGAAUUUACUCGAAGCCGUCUACAACGAAAACAUCGCUCUUGUAUUCGAGUUGAUCGCUCACUGCACUCCUGAAGACGUGAGCGAGAAGUACGGCCGAGGCGACGGCAGGACACCCCUACAUGUUGCCUGCACAGUCGGCAGCGUCGUUCUCGUUCAGUUCCUCAUCUGGGCCGGGGCCGAUGUGAAUGCAGAGGAUGCCGAUUGCUACACUCCGAUGACGUAUGCGAGAACAGCGAACAAUCAAGCUUGUGUUGACUUGUUGUUACAGAACGGGAGUCGAGAUGAUCCGGGUUUAGAGACUCCGAUCUUUGUUACUGAGGAGGGAGUCGUAUUAGAUGAGUUAGAGGCGAGUGUUAUUUAGUUGGAGGAGACGCUCGGAUGUCUUCUUGUUGUACAGUGUUUGAAUUACGUAUCUGUUGUAAAUCGGUAAUGAUAAGAGCUGGAAUCGUGA
This is a messenger RNA of Corticium candelabrum, 3380 nucleotides long. Its product is annotated as arf-GAP with GTPase, ANK repeat and PH domain-containing protein 3-like. The record is from RefSeq and is a predicted model, not a curated record. The transcript has 17 exons. Lineage: Eukaryota; Metazoa; Porifera; Homoscleromorpha; Homosclerophorida; Plakinidae. Gene Ontology annotation, molecular function: GTPase activity; GTPase activator activity; GTP binding. The coding region runs from base 603 to 3290 and encodes 895 amino acids. Gene Ontology annotation, biological process: activation of GTPase activity.